Penicillium maclennaniae is the source of this 3579-nucleotide messenger RNA. RefSeq lists its product as uncharacterized. NCBI's taxonomy places the organism in Eukaryota, Fungi, Ascomycota, Eurotiomycetes, Eurotiales, Aspergillaceae. The record is from RefSeq and is a predicted model, not a curated record. Gene Ontology annotation, cellular component: cytoplasm. The coding region runs from base 1 to 3579 and encodes 1192 amino acids. Gene Ontology annotation, molecular function: protein-folding chaperone binding; ATPase inhibitor activity. The transcript has 2 exons.
AUGUUGGGUAGACUCUUGAGCACCGCCGCCUCGAGCCUGAACCCGGCAGCAUACUCUUCUCGGAACCACGGCACCCCUCUCGAAUCCGUGACUGAGGAAGAACACACCUCCGGGCUUCUCUUCCCUGAUGCCAGCCUCCUCCGCCGAUCCAAUGCCCAUGCCUACCCACUACAAACAACAUUCCACUCCCCGAAUGCCUCUACUGCAGGGGCUUAUGAUGACCGCGGGGGAAUGGAACUGGAUUCACUGAAGGAUUUCCGAGUCAUUGUGGCUCAGAAUGCCCUAGGAGAUCGUGAUGCAUGUGUUCUGAUCGACACCCGUGCGUCUUCAGAUUCUCCUGCGACAGGCCUUGGAAUUGAUUCGCACGGGGAGCAAUCGGGCCCGAGACAUGCUCGUGCCGUAUCCAGUCUCUCGCGUGGCACUCGUCGGAAUCUCUUGACCCAAUCCUCGGUAGUCGAAUCCAGUCCCCUCUCUGCAGCUGCCGAUGCACGCCGGUCGACACCUGCAAGCCCCGGUGCCUUCUCUCGGGCUCGAGGUCGCAGCUCCACUCUCGCACCAUCUGGAACAUGGCAUGAAUCCGGCCAAUCCCGGCAUGCGUCCGAUUCUAAUGACACGGGUCUUCUCAAUUGUAUCUUCGGCAGUAGUGCCUUCAGCUACCGUGGCUCGUCUACCAAGAUGCACAUUAUAUCUGCCGAUGAUGACCCUUCAGCGGUGGUCAGUAUGUCCCCCGCUGCCCGCAGCCCACUGGCUCGGGCCUACACUACCGGGAGCUCGGGCCUUAUAGGGACAGGUCGAGAAUCGGAUUCCAAGCCACCAUCAAAAGUAACGGUGCUUGUGACUCGCAUGUUUAGUGUCAACCUUCCUGAAGGUGCCGAAGCGUCGGCUGAGAGACAAGACUACGCUACUUCUCUCUACCAAGAAUCUUUACCCGACAUGGGUUUCCCCUUCCCAGAUGUGGCUAAACAGCGGAAGAAGAUCAAAGAGAAGAAAACUCCGAUGUACGCUGUUGCGAUUACUAUCCAGAUUCCAUUGCUGGCACGCAAUGCCCCUCGACCCGUGUCAAGAUUCAGUACACUGGGCCCAGACGCUCCUAGAGCAGGGCUAUCUAGCUCGCUGGACUCGGACUACCGAUGGUCCGGGCACUCGAGUCUAGACGAGCGGCUGGACCUAUUGGUUGACCACUGGGAUGUUAUAACCCGAACUCUAUCUCACUUGGAAAGACUGGCUCGGAAUGAGAUUCUUUUCCUCCUCAGAAAGGUGGACUCUUUAUCCGGACCCCACCCGAAGCCCGCCAAGCCGCCCAACAUGCAGCGAACAAAUCAGACCAUUGUGCACCUCCCCGCCAACAUCUUGUCUGUGAACUCUAAACUGAAGGAAGAAGCGCUUCGCAGCACCCGCAGAAUUAGCUUGGCUCUUCAGACUCCAUAUGUCGUGACUGGACAGAGUCGGUGGGGCGUAUGGCGGGAGGAAGGACGAUCGAUUGUUCGUGGCCUCGGAGAUAAAGAGCAGAAUUUCUUUUUUCUCGUGUUGCUGACGGCAUUUCUGGGUAACCAUACCGAGUGGUUGAAUGCUCUGGGUCCAGAGUGGUACCGUCGUCGACAUAAUCAACAGCAAAAGGCCCAGCAAGACUCAGAUCCUAUUCUGACCCACAGGACUGUUGUUGUCUGUCCUGAUAAGAUGACCGCUCGUAGGUUGAUUUUCUUGCUUUCUGCAUUCCUUCCUUCCAAACAGCGUCUGGAGCCUCUUCCCUCCCCGCUUAGGCCUGGUACGUCGGCUUCGUUGCGGGCUAUCUCUCAGAGCCCUCCAGCUGUGCCUGUCCUCCGACAGGAAUCCCUUCGAAGAGCAAUUGAACGGCGGUCGCGUGCCCAAAGAAUGAAUACUGGGGAAUAUGAACAUCACCGUCGCUCAAUGAGUCUUUCGUCCCAGGACGCGGCUCAACGGUCAUUCGAGGGCACCGAUAACCCCGUUACGUCUCAGCCAAUCUCCGCUCGCCGGGGAUCGGAUGCUCGCUCUAUUAGAACGCUUGGACCGGCAAUUCAAACCAAAGACCUGCGCGCUCAGAACACGAGUGGUGCCACCACUUCGAUGACGACUCAAAGUAGCACAGUCCCCGUCCCCCAUUUCACAUCGCAGCAGUCUAGUUCUGACCAGGGAGGCUCGGAGCGCAAUGCGAUCAAUGCUAAUGAAAGCCUGGCAUCUGAGACCUUGCUGAAGAGUUUGCAGAGAAGUGAAAGUUCAGUGUUGAGUUCGAAUGGCAGUGUUCCAUCUGCGGGAGGCCGGUGGGGUGGCCUUUUCUCCGGUCUUUGGAGUUCGAGACAGGAUUCAUCCACUGAUAGCAGUGAUAUGUGUUCCGCGUCUGCUGCAGCCCGCAAGCGGUCUGUGUCUACCAUGGCUGGCCCGCCCACACGUGGUGCACCUACCCUAAGUCAGAUGGUCAGAGAAGUCACCGAGGAUGAAGCAGAACAUUGCAUGGAGACCACACCCAGUGGUAAUAUUUCAAUCCCAACGGCAUCUGCGGCACCUCACAGUUCCGAGGAUGACUCAGCUGAGCCAUCAUCGCUUACGAGUCAAGUCCGUGAAUCUCCUCUCAAGCUGUCUGUUCGGGAAGAAGAAGGUGUGGUGGAUGUUGACAUUCCACUUCCUGGUUUUCUCUCACUUUCUUCCUCAGGAGAGUCAACCAUUGCUUCGCCCAGAAAGACCCGAACGUCAGUGACCAGUGUAGAUGCAGUCGCAUCGACGCACAGUAGUGGUUCUGGCUUCCAUGGUGCGAUGAAAGACCAUGAUGGCCCCAGCACACACGUAGCUGGUUGGCUGAAACUCUUCCAUGAAGAUUUUUCCGUGCAAGCAGUUCGACCCUACGCUGCCCUUGAAGCGGAUAUCAAACGCGCGAUGCGAGCAGAGCCUUCCCCUUACAUUCCCGCUACACCUGACGCGGAAGGGUCUGAGAAAUGGGUGGAUGUUGCGACGACAUUAAUCGCAGAUACUCGCAGUUCAUCUGUCAAGCGUCUUCGGUUGAGACGUAAGAUUGUUGUGGGUCACCAUGGGUUUGGAGCGAAUCACACUCCCCCUUCGCCAGCCAGUGCCCUUAAUUCCAGCCAUACGCGGUCUACCUCCCAGUUUUCAGGCUUCUUUGGGUCAGGAAAGCUUCCUGAUGGGACCACUGACGGUCAUGAUUCGAAUUUUGUAGAAGAGCGGUUCAUCGAGGAGCCGGUCAUGGACCUUGAUGGGAUCCUAGUCGAUGCGGUUGAGCGAGUCCUCGGUCAGAGUGGCUAUUCGUCUCUUGCACAUUCGCGUGCUCCCUCUCCCACCCGUGCGCGUCGUGGGGAAGAUAAGGGCCAAACUACGCCCCGUGGCGAAGAAAUGCCCACAGUUGAGGUUCCUCGCGGUGAGUGCCGCAAAAUGGUACUUGGUGCCUUGGAAGAGGUUGUCCGCCUCGUCACCGCAGAACAUUGCCGCGAUGAUGUUGACAGCGAGCUUGGUGUCGCUGACCGAGAGCGGAGGAGAGCUAUGGCCGGCGCUGACAACACUCUGCGUGAAGGCAUCCGGAAAUGGCUUCUCGAUGUUGAAGAAGCUUGGUGA